Alosa alosa (allis shad) is the source of this 1292-nucleotide messenger RNA. RefSeq names its product asialoglycoprotein receptor 1-like. NCBI's taxonomy places the organism in Eukaryota, Metazoa, Chordata, Actinopteri, Clupeiformes, Clupeidae. The record is from RefSeq and is a predicted model, not a curated record. Gene Ontology annotation, molecular function: signaling receptor activity. The transcript is spliced from 11 exons. Bases 9 to 1211 code for a protein of 400 amino acids.
UAUGCUGAAUGAUCAUGGCAAACUUGCAGUCCAGCCUCGAUACAACUGUACUAUACAGCAACACGGAUGAGGAGAAUGGGCGUUUAAAAUGGUGGAAAGGUGCAACUUUGAAUCCUGUGACUCCCUGCAUAGGCCAUCGGCGCUUGCAACUGUUUUUUAUCAUAAGUGUUACCAUAAUAUUAUUUCUGAUUCUUGUGGUCAUGGUGCCAAUUAAAUUUAACCAACAGGAUGAGAUGUUGAAAGAGCUGGAGACAAAAGCAGACAAUAUGGCCUUGACUUUGAACUCACUGCCAUACAAAUUACAACAAAAAGCUCCUCAUAGUCAGGAACCUGCACUUAAAGAGUUGACAGAGAUGAAAAGUUCCCUGACUAAUCUGCGAGCCUCUAUAACCUCACUCUCAUCUGAACAACAUAAGACAGCUGACCAGCAGAACAGAAUAUUGACUGAGUUGGAUCUUUCCGUCACCGAUCUAAGUCAAUCCCUCAAAGCCGCUUCUUUAAACACGCAGCCAUCUAAUGUUCACAACACAGAAAAAGAGGACAGCAAGAUAGCGCAAAUGAAUCUGGAUAUUGUUGAUGUAUCCCAUUCUGUAAAUGCCCUCUCAACUGAUUUUCAUGAAACAGUAAAGCUUCAGGAAUCCACACUGAAUGAGCUGAAGGCUAAAGCAGACAACAUCAGCUCUUUCUUAUACUCCAUCCCUUCAAAACUUCAGGAAACAUCAGGAGAGGAAAAAAUAACGGCUUUGAACAACUUGACCACUCAGAUACUGAGCAGCAUCAGACAAAUGAUUAACGAUGAUCCUAAAUCAAAAUGCCCGGAGGACUGGGAUUUCUUCUUAGCCAACUGCUACUUGUUUUCCCAGAAAAAGCUGUCAUGGCAUGAUGCCAGAGAUUCUUGUAAAUCACAAGGAGCCUCUCUGCUUACUGUGACAAAACGCAACGAAUGGCCCUAUGUGACCAAAAAUACCAUGUCUAGGAAUUACUGGAUUGGCCUCACUGAUGAAAUAACAGGCACAUGGAGAUGGGUAGAUGAAACACCUUAUGUUAUGGACAAAAGGCAAUGGAGGGAGAACCAGCCUGAUAACUGGACUGACCAUGCUUUUGGGGGACCAGAGGACUGUGCACAUCUGUCAUGGAAUGGAAAGCUGAAUGAUGCCCACUGUGCUCAGAUGUUUACUUACAUCUGUAAAAAAGCUGCCCCAAUUUCUUGACCACCAUGUACUGUAUUUUCUGGACUAUAAGUCGCACCGGAGUAUAAGUCGCACCAGUCAUGUGUCAAAAUGUGUCAUUAA